UAUUAUAACAGAUUUACUUCCAUGGUCAUAUUAUUUUCUAUUGACAUUAUUUACUACUUUUUUUGUAAAACAUAAAUAAUAGAAGAAUAUUAAUUAAUAUGAGUUUGCCGGCAGCACUUUUGCAGCGCCUAAAAAAGCGUGGACUCGUUACCAAACAAUCGGGAAGCACACCAAUAUCGGAAGCUAUAGAAGAAAUUAUAGCCGAAAACUACGACGACGAUGACAAAAGUGGCCCGUACCCAUAUAAGGAAGACAUAGCACCGGAACCAAAGCGCAGGAGCGUCGAGGAGCAGUUCUGGUCGCACCGCAUCAAGGAACGGAUCGGCGUGAAUGAAUCAUACCAUGGAUACAAACUUUGCCCCAACAAGUACAACAUCUACCACAAGUGCUCCCUGUACUGCGUCAAUAAGUUUAACAGCUCCCCGCACUCUGGACCAAGCCACAAGUAUCUGAAGCGCUACAAGAGACUGCUGCGGAAAUAUCCAAUGGAGGCGGGUUGGAAAGAUAUAUACGAUAAGGGCUGCAAAGCGUAUUACUUUUAUAAUUCGACAACACAAUGCGUUUCGUGGCUACCGCCAUCACACCCAAAAGCCCGGAUUACAAACAGUGCCGCCGUGUUUCGCCGUCAAUUGGCCAAUUCUAAUGACGAGUUCAAUUUUGACUCCAGCAGCUUGGUCCUGCCCAAAUCUUCUGGUCUAAAUGAACCCAAUGAGCCGGAGAACGCAUUCAGUUCAUCGGUUUUCAUACCCCCAAAGAAGCAAAAGUCAAGGGACUUGGAUCGAAAACUUCAACGACGACGACGUAAUGAUAACUAGCAGGAUUACUCAACUCGAAUUCUAGAAUUUUUGCAAGCCAUUAUGUCGAAAUAAAGAAAUAUGAUAGUUCUAAUUAGCAA
This is a messenger RNA of Drosophila rhopaloa, 895 nucleotides long. RefSeq lists its product as uncharacterized. Lineage: Eukaryota; Metazoa; Arthropoda; Insecta; Diptera; Drosophilidae. The record is from RefSeq and is a predicted model, not a curated record. The transcript has 2 exons. Gene Ontology annotation, molecular function: protein binding. Bases 99 to 815 code for a protein of 238 amino acids.